Messenger RNA from Tetrahymena thermophila SB210, 3960 nucleotides. RefSeq lists its product as hypothetical. NCBI's taxonomy places the organism in Eukaryota, Ciliophora, Oligohymenophorea, Hymenostomatida, Tetrahymenidae. The record is from RefSeq and is a predicted model, not a curated record. The transcript has a single exon.
AUGUCAGAAAACUUAAAAGUAUUUGGACAAGGGAAUUAGCCACUAUAAUAAAAUAAAUUACAAAUAUAGAUUAAUGAUUCAUUCAAUGGAGAUGGUAGUACUCUUUUUUAAUCAAAGUAAAAUUCAUAGUAAAGGAAACAUUCUAUGCCUGUUUUAAAGCAAUAAUCACAUUUUGAUUGUGAUAAAUCUAAUAUGUAAACGACUCAGAUUUUAGAACUAAAUUCAGAAAGAUCAUAAUUUAAAAUUAAUAAUGGAGAAUUCAAGUAAAGUAUGUAACGAAAAUCUACAAAUUUAGACUCUUCAGAGAGGUAUUUGCUCUCAUAAAUAUCUAGCUUUAGAAGUUAGCAUCAUUCGCCAUUAAAUGAUAAAACUCUUUAUAAUUAGUUUAGCUUAAAUACUAAAAGAAAUAUUGGAAAUUUCGAAUCUUUAAAUGAAAUAGGGCAAAGGCUUAAACUGCAGUAUCAUGGAAAUGUGAGUACUCCUCAAAGUGGAAGCGCUAGAUCUUCUAAGAACUCAAUUUAGAAUACCUUAUAAUAAAAAAAUAAUUUGACUUAUUCUGCUCAAAAUUAAUUAAACAGAGAUAGCUCUUAGAAUAGCUAAGAUUAAUAUCAUAAAAAAAUAGUAUUAACUCCAAAAGUAAAGACUGGCAUGAAUCAAAAUUUUAGUCUAUUUUAAUCGCCACAAAGUUCUAGAUUUUAUUAAUAGUCUUUUAAAGAUCAAUCAGAUUCAUUUAAGCUGAAUACCUAAUAAUUUAAUCAUCCUUAAGAUUUGCAUAUCGAUUUGAAAUUUCUGGCUGAAAAUUCCACAACUUAAGUAUUAAAUAAAAACGCACCAAAAGAGAAGAAGGCAGAUGUUUCUAAACAAAAUUGGGGUAGGCCAAUAACAGAAUAAAAAUAAAGAUUCGUCUCUUUGGAUUAAGCUAAUAUAAAUGAUAUUUAAUUUGAAAAUAAAAAAGAUGAAGAAUAAUUUCUUAAAAAGAAUGUCCCUCUUUUUAACAAAAACUUCUUAGGUAUAUAACUUGCACUCAAUAAUAAAACAUGCCUCAAAAAAUUGUUAGUGACUUCAAAUAAUUCAAAUGAAACCAAAAAUGAAGAUUAAUACUAACAAUAUUCUAAAAAUUAUAGAAACUAAAGACUAUAAAAUUUAAUAUUUAAUAACAGCAGCAGCAAUAAUAAUAGUAAAAACUUCCUUUAAGAAUAGUAGCCAAGUUAAAUUAAUUAAAUCACCAAGAAAAUUUUUGGUCAAGUCUUUCCAGGCUAAAAAGAUUCUCCUUACAAUUCAAGCUAAUCUGCAAAUUCUCCAUCGUACUCGGAAGCAUUUUUUAAAAACAGUGGUUCUUACACAGCUAAGUUUAGUUCAAAUGAGAGAUAAUCCGAAAAUUAAGCUGCAAUUAACAUUGGAGGAUUUUCUACUACUACUCAUAGAUUUUACAAUUAAAAGAGUGAUUAAAGUUUAACGAAUAAAUGGAAAUACAAAUAAAACAUACAAGAUAAAAAUAUAGCUUAGACAGGAUAACCUAAAAAUUCUAACUUCAAUGAAACAAUAAAUAAUCACUCAUCAAAUUAAAUAUUUCUCCAAAAUAACUUUACCAGUCAAAAAUAACUCUCAUAAAAUCUAGGUUAAAAGCUUUCUUCGUCAUUACUUUCAUGCUAGAAGAUUAUAUCUCCAAGAUCUUCGCAUAAUUUGCUAUUGUAAAUACACUAAAUCGAUGGAGAUGAUACCAAUCAUUUGAAAAGCAGUUAACAUAGAAUCUCAAUCAAAGCACCAAGCGAUUCCAAAUUGGAUAAACAAUAAUAAAGAUCUUAAAAAAAUACAUCCAUCGUUUUAGAGAAUUCACAUAACGACCAUGAUAUUUCAUUUGAAUAGUAAAAUUAAAUGAAAUUUACUAAAAUAUCAGAAGAAAAUGAAAAUAUUCUAAACGAUUAAAAUUCUAAAUUUACUAGUAGAUAUAAUGAGCUCAUUCUAUCAAAGAGAAGAUCAAAAUCUAGCUACUAGUAAUCUCUGUAAAAAUAGAUUUCAAAACAGAUAGGAAUUGAUUUAAAGAAGUGUAUGCCUCAAAAAAUGAAAAUAGAUACAUUUAGGAAACAAAGUCACAGUUAUGAUCACAGAGGAUAAAAGCUAUUUACUAAAACACAAAUAUAAGUUUGCUUUGAUGAAAUUUAAAAAUAAAUGACUCAAAAAAUAUAACAUGAUUACUAAUACAAGCUAAUGAUUAGUGAAACAGAACUCAAUUAGGAAUAAUUUAUUGAAAGGCUUCUAAUAUUUAUUUCUUACUGCUUAAAUUAAAAUUUAGUAAAUAGCUCUUUAAAUGUUUCUAAAUCGCAUAAGCAGUUAUAACCUAAGUCUUUAAUUAUAGCAGCUGAGACUUAAAUUCAAAGCCAACAUUUACAAUAUAAAAGUUAAGAAAAUAAAUUACAACAAUAAGUCUAUCAAAGCAGUUAAUAAACAAGAGCUAAAAUAAAAUCUAAUGGAGCUUUUAGACUUUCAACUUCUUCUUAAUAAACUUUAAAAAACAUUUUCAGCGAUUUAGCUAUCCCAUUUUAGUUUUAAUAAAUGCUCAUUGAUGAUAUUAUUGAAAUAUUUAAGUAAAGAGUUUCAGAUAAUAAUGCCCUAUCAAUAUUUUAAGAACAUCUAAAGAGGAGCAUAUAGACUAUUUUAAUGCCAAAGCAGAUCAUUCAAGAAAUAGGUGGUAAGCUAAAUGCAAAAAGGAUCUUUACACAAGCAUUUGAACAUUUAGAAGAAGUCUAUUUUGUGAAUAAGCAAAGUUACUUAAAUGAUAAUCAUAGCAAUAAAGAUGAAAAUGAUUUAAAUCUUUACAAAACAGGAGAAAAUCUAAUUUUAGAUUACAUAAUAUCUCUAAUUAAUAAUGAAAUACGAUCUUUUGAUAGUGAAAAAAACAUUAUUUAAUUUUCUAAUUUGCAUUUCUUUUUUUUCAAGCUAUCAAUAUAAAGCAUCUGUCUACGACAAGGAUUAACCUAAAAAUAGACAUUUUAUCUACUUGAAAAAAUUGAAUAAAACAGAGACAAUUUAUGUAAUUCUGAUUAGAGCUUAAUCAAUAUCAAUGAUUUUGCACAAAAAAGGUAACUAGCUAGCGAGCUUCUUCAUUAAGAUUUUAUGAAUUACAGUAUUUUAAACGAGGAAUAAAAGAACAUUUCGAAUAGCUUUAUCUUGCUUGAAACUAUAAUAGAUUUUAUUAAUAACAAGAUAAAAUGUUAGCAAUUUACAUAUUUUAUAUAAAAAAAAUUUUAGCCUGAGAGCCUUUAAAACGGACUAUUAUCAAAAAUAUUUCACUUUGCAAAAACACAUAUUUUUCCAGCAGGUUUGAAAUAAUACUAAGAUAAUAAUUAGCCUCAUCCUUUAUAGUAGCAAUUUAAAAGAAAAAUAUAAUUUAUUUAAGAUGAAAACUGCUCUUAGAUACCUCCUUCAUAACUAUGGCCUUUUGAACAAAAAGAAAAAAUAUGGAAAGAAAUGUUUAAAAAGAUUAAAGGAACUUCUUUAAACAGUACGCUUUCAAAUAUCAAAGAAUAAAAUUAAAUUUCUAAUGAUUAUACAUAAUUUUAAUAAAAGAGGAGUGUGGAUAUUAACAAUAAUUAACUCCAAAAAUAAGCAUAAAAUUAAAAUAUAACAAACUAAGAGGAAGUGAAACCUUCUAAGUUAAGUAAGGAUGCUUUUGAACAAGAAACAGAUGUAUUUAAUGUAAAAUAAUAAUUAAUAAAAUUAAAUACAUCCCACAGUUAAUCUAAUAGCUUAUGCUUUUUGAAAUAUAUUUAUGAUUUUGCUUUUUCAUUUUUUGAUAUUUUUUCUGCCAUAGAUAUCCAAGCAGCUAAAAACUUUUAUUAAAUUAAUACUAAUAUAUUCGAUUAAUGGAUGGAUUAAAUUAAAAAUGAUUCAUCUUUAACAACACGGGAAACUCUGAAUUAAUAAAUUUCUUACCUGAAAAAGUAUUCAUUACUUUAUUGA